AGCAUGUGUAGGGCUCCGGGCCCCUGUACUCGCCGCCGCCGUCCGCGCCCCCGCGCCCCGCCGGCCCCGCGCGCGAGAUGAUGGACGGUCGCCUCCUGGAGCACCCGCAUGCCCAGUUCGGGGGCUCGCUGGGCGGCGUGGUGGGUUUCCCCUACCCGCUGGGCCACCACCACGUGUACGAGCUGGCCGGCCACCAGCUGCAGUCGGCCGCCGCCGCCGCUGCCGCGGCCUCGGUGCCCUUCUCCAUCGACGGCCUGCUCAGCGGCUCGUGCGCUGCGGCCGCCGCCUCGGUGGUCAACCCCACGCCGCUGUUGCCCGCCGCCUGCGGGGUGGCCGGAGAUAACCAGCCCUUCAAACUUGCAGACUCGGGGGAUCCAGACAAGGAGAGCCCGGGCUGCAAACGGAGACGCACCCGCACCAACUUCACGGGCUGGCAGCUGGAGGAGCUGGAGAAGGCGUUCAAUGAGAGCCACUACCCGGACGUGUUCAUGCGCGAGGCGCUGGCGCUACGCCUGGACCUGGUCGAGUCCCGAGUUCAGGUCUGGUUCCAAAACCGCCGGGCCAAGUGGAGGAAGAAGGAGAAUACCAAGAAGGGCCCUGGCCGGCCGGCGCACAACUCGCAUCCGACCACGUGCAGUGGGGAGCCCAUGGAUCCGGAGGAGAUCGCUCGAAAGGAACUGGAGAAGAUGGAGAAAAAGAAACGCAAGCACGAGAAAAAACUGCUCAAGAGUCAGAGCCGCCACCUGCACUCGCCCGGUGGCCUGUCCCUGCACAGCGCGCCCAGCUCUGACAGCGACAGCGGCGGCGGAGGUCUGUCCCCAGAGCCACCCGAGCCGCCGCCGCCUGCCGCUGCGGCCAAAGGCCCUGGAGCUCAUGGCUCCGGUGUUGCGGGUUCUGCUCCGGUACCUCCUGGCGAGCCACCCGCGCCUGGCACCUGCGACCCCGCCUUCUAUCCGAGCCAAAGAAGCGGCGCCGGCCCGCAGUCGCGACUAGGGCGCCCUGCGGACAAGGACACGGUCCCAUGCGGGCCCGGAGCGGCAGCGACCGCGGGUCUGCCCAAGGCUAGCCCAUUCAGCGUGGAGAGCUUGCUGUCCGACUCUCCACCGCGUCGCAAAGCCACCCCAGCCAACGCCGCGGCUACCGCGGGGCUGGACUUCACGCCGGGGCUGCCGUGCGCACCUCGGACCCUGAUCGGCAAGGGCCACUUCUUGCUCUACCCCAUCACGCAGCCACUUGGCUUCCUGGUGCCACAGACCGCGCUCAAGGGUGGAGCGGACCCUGAGUUAGCGCCCAAGGACGCGCCUCCCGCGCCGCCAGCGCCGCCCGCACCACCAGCGCAGGCCAGCUUUGGGGCCUUCCCCGGACCCGGCAGCGCUGCCGACCCGACCUACGCCCGUCGCAGCCCUGAGGUUGUUGCCUCCCCGGGGCCACCAGCUCCCGCGCCUUUCCGGGACCUAGCAACGGCGGCAGCCGAGAGCGGUGCUGGGGACUGCGCGGACGCGGGGACCGUCUGCCCCGCGGCCCCGCCGCCCCCGCCCCUCGAAACAUCGCCAGGCCCGCAUCCCAGAGCCCCCAGCCCAGCUGGGGAGCCAGCCACCCGCAGCGCCACUGAGCCUGGCGCUGCGACAGGACCCAGCGUGCCCGAAGGCGAGGAGGUGGACAUGGACUGAGCUAGGUACCGCGGCCUGAAGAGGCGCCUAGCCGGUCGGCGCCUGCUCGCUCAGCCCUGGACUCCCAAUGAAUCAGGUGAUUGGCUCUUAGAGACACUGCUUUUCCUCCUGCUUUUUGUUUUAUUCAUUUUAUUAUUAUUUUUAAAGAUAAACGAAAACGCUGUGUCGAUGGGGACCAGGGCAGCAACUGCAGGUCCUGGGGUGAGGUCCCCUCCUCUGGAGGGAGCAAAAGACCCCCGUAUCCCCUAACCCACAAAAAACCCACAACGAGAAUCCUCAGCCUUGUAAAAUGCAAAAAUGUCUAAGAAUAUUUAUAUAUGUACCAUUUUUUAUAAAUAAAGCCGGUCAAACGCAAA
Molecule: messenger RNA, 2026 nt
Organism: Mesocricetus auratus (golden hamster)
Lineage: Eukaryota; Metazoa; Chordata; Mammalia; Rodentia; Cricetidae
Gene: Uncx
Product: UNC homeobox
Exons: 3
Coding region: 78-1670 (530 amino acids)
Biological process (GO): regulation of DNA-templated transcription
Molecular function (GO): DNA-binding transcription factor activity, RNA polymerase II-specific; sequence-specific double-stranded DNA binding
Source: RefSeq, a predicted model, not a curated record